UGUUGGUUCCAAACAUUACAUUGAUCUUACCAGUCCCAGUCUGAAGACAUCUUUGACUCCAGCUCUCUGAAUAAUUUUAUUCAUUCUAAGUAACAUAGGGUGGAUGAGAUGUUUGCUGCUGCUUUCUUCAUCUUGUCUUUGAUGACUUGUCAGCCUGGGGUAACCAUUCAGGAGAAGGUGAACCGGAGAGUAAGCCGGGCUGUUCAGAACUCCAGCCCCAGAGCCGUUAGCUGCCAGCUCAGCCACUGGUCAGAGUGGACGGACUGCCUACCAUGCCAGGACAAAAAGUACCGACAUCGGAGCCUCCUGCAGCCCAACAAGUUUGGGGGAACCAUGUGCAGUGGCGACAUCUGGGAUCAAAUCAGCUGUCACAAUCCCACAGCUUGCGUAAGUCAAGCACAGUGUGGAGAGGAUUUCCAGUGUAAGGAGACAGGUCGCUGCCUGAAACGCCACCUGGUGUGUAACGGAGACAAUGACUGCCUUGAUGGCUCUGACGAGGAUGACUGUGAAGAUGUCAGGGUCCCUGAAUUUGACUGCACCCUGUAUGACCCCAUUCCAGGAUCAGAGAAAGCGGCCUUGGGGUACAAUAUCCUGAUCCAGGAAGAAGCCCAGAGCGUGUAUGACGCCAGGUAUUUUGGCGGCCAGUGUGAGACAGUCUACAAUGGGGAAUGGAGGGAGCUUCGAUAUGACCCCGCCUGUGAGCAUCUUUACUAUGGAGAGGAUGAGAAGUACUUCCGGAAACCCUACAACAUCCUCAUGUACCACUUUAAGGCCCUGGCAGACACCAGACUCUCCUCAGAGCUGCACGAUGAUGCACGUGACCUUCUUUCUAAAGUAAAAAAUGACAUGUCAGUGUCGGUCGGAGUGACUCUAGGUGUGGGCCCCGUACGCACUCCUGUGACCGUGGAUGUGGGUGCAUCUGGGUCACGAGACUCUUUGUUCUUGGAGGAGUUAAACAAGUAUAAUGAAAAGACAUAUAGCUUCAUGAGAAUUUCCACAAAGGUGCAGACUGCUCAUUUUAAGAUGAGGAGGGACAAUAUUAUGCUGGAUGAAGGCAUGCUUCAGUCAUUAAUGGAGCUCCCAGAGCAGUACAAUUAUGGCAUGUAUGCCAAGUUCAUCAAUGACUACGGCACUCAUUACAUAACGUCUGGAUCGAUGGGCGGCGUUUAUGAAUAUAUCCUGGUAAUUAACAGAGAGAAAAUGGAAUCAUAUGGUCUUACCAUCACAGAUAUCAAGACAUGCUUUGGAGGUUUUGUGGGCAUUGGAUAUGACUAUUCAGAACGUUUAAACAUUGAAGGGAAGUUAUCAGGGGACGUCUGUGCAAAAUUCGGAGGUGGCGAUGGGAAAAACAACUUGACAGCCAUGGGUGUGGAAGACAUCAUUUCUCGGGUGCGAGGUGGCAGUUCUGGCUGGGGCGGUGGCUUAUCUGAAAACAGUAGCACCAUUACAUAUCGUUCCUGGGGGAGGUCAUUAAAGUAUAAUCCUGUUGUUAUUGAUUUUGAGAUGCAGCCCAUCCAUGAGGUGCUGAGGCACACUACCCUGGGGCCCCUGGAGACCAAACGCCGGAACUUGCAGCUGGCUUUGGACCAGUACCUGAUGGAAUUCAACGCCUGCCGCUGUGGGCCCUGCUUCAAUAACGGGGAGCCCAUCCUCCAGGGCACGAGCUGCAAGUGCCUGUGCCCCACGGGUCGCAAGGGCUCUGCCUGUGAGAAAAUGGAGCAAAAGGAAGCCAAGGCAGAUGGUCGCUGGAGCUGCUGGAGCUCCUGGUCUGCCUGCAGAGCAGGCACCCAGGAGAGGAGGAGAGAGUGCAACAACCCUGCACCCCAGAAUGGAGGUGCUUCGUGUCUGGGAGGUAAAGUGCAGACCCGGGCUUGCUGA
Molecule: messenger RNA, 1878 nt
Organism: Lontra canadensis (Northern American river otter)
Lineage: Eukaryota; Metazoa; Chordata; Mammalia; Carnivora; Mustelidae
Gene: C8A
Product: complement C8 alpha chain
Exons: 11
Coding region: 109-1878 (589 amino acids)
Biological process (GO): immune response
Cellular component (GO): membrane attack complex
Molecular function (GO): protein binding
Source: RefSeq, a predicted model, not a curated record